This is a messenger RNA of Hirsutella rhossiliensis, 1425 nucleotides long. RefSeq lists its product as uncharacterized. Gene Ontology annotation, molecular function: protein-lysine N-methyltransferase activity. Bases 1 to 1425 code for a protein of 474 amino acids. Gene Ontology annotation, biological process: peptidyl-lysine monomethylation. Gene Ontology annotation, cellular component: nucleus. NCBI's taxonomy places the organism in Eukaryota, Fungi, Ascomycota, Sordariomycetes, Hypocreales, Ophiocordycipitaceae. The record is from RefSeq and is a predicted model, not a curated record. The transcript has a single exon.
AUGGGCGGCCAGCUUCCUACCAGCGGCGACAGGGCGGCGGCGGCGGCGGCGGCACGCAUCCACACUCUCGUCGACUGGGCCACGUCGCACGGCGCUACCCUCCACCCGUCCGUCGACGUCUACCACGACGCCCGCACCGGCCUCUCGUUCCGUGCCCUCGCACCGCUGCGGCCCUACGAGCCCGUCGUCCGCCUGCCGACGGCCCUCGCCCUCUCCUACCUCAAUGCCCUCGCCCAUCCCCGGCCCCUGCCCGCGGCCUUCCUGGCUGCCGCGCCGCCUCACGUCGUCGGCCGCGUCUUUCUCGUCAACGAGUACCUCCGUCGCCGGGAUUCCUUUUGGUGGCCCUACAUCCAGGCGCUGCCUCAGCCGCCGGAGCCCGAGACGUGGGCAUUGGCCCCCUUCUGGCCCCCCGAGGAGGCCGAGCUGCUCGAGGGCACCAAUGUCGAGGUCGGCAUGGACAAGAUCAAGGACGACGUCGCGCGCGAGUUCACCCAGGCCCGCCGUCUCCUCGGCGCCUGCGACGGCCCCGGCCACGCCCUGGCCGAGUCUCUGACCCCGGCGCUGUACCGCUGGGCCUACUGCAUCUUCUCCACCCGCAGCUUCCGCCCUGCCCUCGUCCUGGCCGAGACGCAGCAGGCGAGCCUCCCGCCCGGCGUCUCCAUCGACGACUUCUCCGUGCUGCUGCCCCUCUUCGACAUUGGCAACCAUGACAUGACGACGGACAUCAGGUGGCAUCUCGACGAGGCCGCCUCGAGUUGCGAGCUCCAGGUCGGCAAGCCCCACGGCCCGGGCCAGCAAAUCUUCAACAACUACAGCUUGAAGACAAACGCCGAGCUGCUCCUCGGCUACGGCUUCAUGAUCCCCGCCACCGACCACCUGCACAACGACUACACCCACGUCCGCAAGCGCACCGCCGCCGCCCCCGUCGCUUCUGACGAGUACCUCAUCUCGCUGCGGCCCCUCUCCCACCCAAGCUCUCUGCUCGGUCGCUCAAAGCAGACGCUGCGCCUUGAUCCUUCCACAAGGGUCCUGGGCGCCUUUCAGCAUGUGCAGCCCGACAUGGUCUGGGACAUCUUCUGCACCCUCACGCGCCCCGGCCAGCGCCACCACCUCAUCCCGGCUCCGGGCAAAGCGGGAGACGAUGCCGAGCGCCACCGGCGAGACAGCUUCUUCUCUGGCCAAGUGGAAGGAGAGGGUCGCGUGUAUCUGGAACAGACCAUUGCCCUGAUUCAACACAAGGUCUUGCAAGAGCUGGAGCGACUCAACGAAACAGACGUCGAGGUGGCCGGGGGCCAUGUCGACCUCCUCACGCGCAACCAGAAACUGGCGCUGGACUAUCGUGAAAGAUGCAGGCGGGUCCUGGAGAGUACGCUCGAAGCGAUAAGCCAGGAUGAAAUUCUCAUCGACUCGGGCGAGGACCAAUGA